UAGAGCAGACAGAAAGGAAGAGGUACGCGGAAUUGUUGCAGUCUGACUAGGACCGUUAUGACAUUACGAUCGUCCGUUAUCCAUUGUGUCUCGCGGUUCAAUUAAGUGUUGUGCACUUGUCUCGCAGAUACAUUUUCCCCGUUAAUUUGUUUGAUCAUUUUUUCAAAAUGAGGCCUGAACAAGUUUUUUUAUUUGGUGCACCAUUGGUUGUUAUCGGAUUAGCAAGCAUCACACCGGAAAUCGUUCCUGGUAAGGAAUGUUUGCGAUCGUGUUUGGAAGGUCAACGAUCGAAAAGGUGCACUUUUCAUUUUAAAAUUAGUAAAGCCACACUGGAUUCGAGGCAACAACCGCGGCUGAUUAAUGGGGCCAGUCCCGGACCACCGAUCGAGAUUUGCCUGGGAGACAGAAUCGAAGUGACGGUACAAAACGCAUUGUCCUCCGAAGAAGUGAGCUUUCAUUGGCACGGACUGAGUCAGAGAACUCGUCCCUACAUGGACGGGGUCCCAAUGAUUUCGCAGUGCCCGAUACUCCCUUACACGAAUUUUCGAUACGAAAUUAUGCCUGAGAGUACAGGCACUCACUUUUACCACGCGCAUUCGGUGCAACAACAAGGAGACGGAUUGUACGGUCUAUUGAUAGUUCGGGGCCCCUCGGACGAGCCAGCCACUGAAAGAGUAUUUCUCAUCUCCGCAAGUUGCCCCGCUGUCCUUUCGGAGCUUCUGCCAUCAGUGGGAACGACAGCUAUGAACGUCUCCCGGCAGUCCGACCUCGUGCCGAACGCUCUAGUUUUGAAUGGUCAGAAAAAUGGAGUACGAAUUGCUGUGGAGACUGGGAAGACGUUUCUACUGCGAAUCGUAAACGCCAUUGCUUUCAACUGCCCAGUUAUAUUUUAUAUCGCUCAACACGAUUUCGACGUGGUGGCGACCGAUGGAAAAUCGACUGAGGCAACGCCGACCACUCGGACCGACCGAAUCAUCAUUUUUCCAGGCGAAAGAUUCGACCUACGGAUCGAGGGGAAUGGAACUUCCGGUCACAGGUACGCCGUCGCGCUUCGAGGACUCGAAAAUUGCCGAGGUCUCGUGCACGAGGCCUCUCUGGAUUAUCGUUCGAUGGAAAACGAGCACGAGACCACCGACGAGGCCGUUGUAGAAGCCCAUUUGCCGCUGUCCUUCCUUCGUGCCGUUAAUCCUCUCAACGGGAUCGAGAAGCAACGUGCUCAUAUGUUCGACGCUACGUUGGGCCUCGGUUCGUUGGAUUUAAAGUGCAAAAAGCACAGAGACUCGACAUCGUCUUCGGCAUCGGCAGCUCGUUUGGACGAGGAAGAGAGGAGCCCAUCGCGGCUGAUAAAAACGAUCUACGUACCGUUCGACGUUCACAGGUACGACGAUAUCGUGGACGGAAUGACUGAUUACUCGUUCAACAUUUACGAUCCUUCCUACUAUCCGUCCUUCCUGAGCGGCGCGGAUACUGGCGUGAGUUUUGGCCGAAUUGCCCAGGUUAACGAGAUGAGCUUCGAGUACCCAUCCUCGCCAAUUUUAUCCGGAGCCGGACCUCAAGAACCUCUGUGCUCCGUCGAAGAAUGCGAGGAGAAUCUUUGCGCCGAGAAUAAGCCAAAAUUAUUUCGCGGAUGUACACAAAUUCUGGGACUCGAGGCGUUCGAGACUUUUCAUAUCGUUCUCAUCGACAAGGGUUUCGGCGACAACGUCAGUCACACUUUUCACGCCCACGGAUACGAUGCAGAAAUAGUUGGACACGCGCGAUUCAACGAACCGGUCACGAGGCAGCGGGUUGUACGAGUUCACGAAAAAAGCGAGUCUCCACUUUUUUGCGAAGGAAAGGCGGUACUCAAGGAUACUUUUGUUGUGCCGAACAAAGGAUAUCUCGUCCUCCGAAUACACACGAACAAUACAGGCUACUGGCUGUGGGAGGCAAGAAGUACGGGAUUGUAUGGCAUCAACGAUGGGCACCCUCCAAUGCAGUUUAUCUUGUCCGUCGGUAGUCGAGAAAAUGUACCGACGCUUCCGAUGGGCUUUCCUACUUGCGGUGACUACAAGAGUCCAGCGUCGAUAUUUCACGAUGCGGAAUGAGCUGUUUUCACGCCAAUAGUCGCAUCCUGUAAAUGAUUUUAGUGCGUGUUUUAGUUCUAAGAAAAUGAAAUACUCGGGCGAUAUUCAAACUCUCCCGAGUUCAUAUGGGAAAGAGGAUAAAUUCACUAUUUGCCAAAACAACCCUUUUCGCCGACGCACUUGACAAGAAUUAAGGAUAUAUUGCACAGGCGAUACAAUGUUGCCAUGCUAAACCAUGCUAAAAACAUAAAAAAGUUCAAAAUGAUCAGAAUUUUAUAAAAUUUGGUGAACAUAUUCUUUAGUGCCAAAUUUG
Molecule: messenger RNA, 2379 nt
Organism: Venturia canescens
Lineage: Eukaryota; Metazoa; Arthropoda; Insecta; Hymenoptera; Ichneumonidae
Product: laccase-13-like
Exons: 8
Coding region: 168-2087 (639 amino acids)
Molecular function (GO): oxidoreductase activity; copper ion binding
Source: RefSeq, a predicted model, not a curated record